This is a messenger RNA of Phytophthora nicotianae INRA-310, 1829 nucleotides long. RefSeq lists its product as hypothetical. Bases 54 to 1373 code for a protein of 439 amino acids. The record is from RefSeq and is a predicted model, not a curated record. The transcript has a single exon. NCBI's taxonomy places the organism in Eukaryota, Oomycota, Peronosporomycetes, Peronosporales, Peronosporaceae.
GGCGUGAGAAACCCUCGCAGUGCCAUAUUCACGUCAUUCAUAAAAACUCCGUCAUGGCAACCGACCUGGAGUUUCUCGACGCAGUGUCCGCCUUUUUGGAGACAGAGGCUCACGCAGUCGUAUCCACCCCACGCACGUCUUUCGGGGGACGAUUCCAGCAAAGUCAACGUGGUGAAACAGCACCUACUUGGGCAGUCGUCUCACCUACCGAAGUUCCUGUCGAUAAUGACAAAAACGACACCUGCGAGAUCGAGAAAUCACCGUGUAAAGCAAACAAACGUCGGAACGAAGCUCUUGAUGAAAGACGGAAGAAAUAUCGUCUGAAAUCAAAGAAUGAACGCGACGAUUUGCGCCAAAAAGCCGGCGAGUUGGCCAGAAAAAUACAAGAGAUGAUCGAUGCGCGAGAAGGGAGGAACACCACCGCACGGACCGACCUCGUGCUGUCCAAGUCGUUCUGGAAAGAUAUCGCAAUGGAGCAGAAACAGCAGCGCCUUCGGUCAGAAGCUGAACACCAGACUCUUUUAAGGAUCGUUAACGCGCAGAGUGUCUACAUCGAGAGCAUAAGAAUGGCAUCUUGUGCGCCGUCAAGGUCGCUUUCUCUCGGUGGCCAUGACGGUAUUGACGACCACAAAUGGCUUCGGUUGAAGUCGUCUGUGUCAUCGCUGUAUACGACGUAUCUGCAGGAGGUGGACGGUGGUUAUACGCGAAUCGACCAGAUCUUGCAAGACUCUGAGGUCGGAUCCUUGUCUGUAGGAAUGUUCGACUCUUCCUAUAGAUACAAACCCAGUGGAGAGCUGCAGUUCUUUCAGCAUCGGUAUAGAGUACUGCAGCCUUUUUCGCUCGAUGAAACAUGUCGAGUCAUGUGGGAUCUGGCGACCAUAACUAAUCGACAAACCGAUCGAGAAGGCUACAACGCCGUGUCCGACCCAGACAACACGGUUGCCGUCCGGUUCCGCGUACAGAAGAGACUGUCCAACGGUUCCACCGUGUCGAUCAUGAGGCACGUCGUGUCUCGACGAUUCAUUAAAAGUAACCGAGUUGCCAUCGUAUGGAAGAUUUUCUCGGAGGGUGAAGGGAUCUUCAGUGGAAUGGACAUGGACGAAACUGGAAUGAUCUCGAUCCGCCCGUUAAAUGACGGACCAAGGAGCGGGACAGUGCUGGAAUUUUGUACUCGACUGAUUCCGGUAUCCUUCCUCACGACGAAUUCAAACGACCGAGCAGUGAAGGCUUUCCAACAGAUGAUGGAGGAUUCCAUCUCAGAAGAUACGCGAGAUAUUACCGACCAACUGGGAAAGCGUCUUCAGGCGAAUUACGCCGCUACGUCUUCUAUUGAGAAGCUUACGAGCUCCUUGAACAAUAUAUAUGCCGACUAGAUUCUUCUUAAACCCAAGCUCUAUAUCUUGUAUCCGAGGUUUUGCUCUACAUCAAUUCGAUUUUCAUGAUAUCGUCAUCGGCUUCGAGUGCCGUGGCUGCUCCGAUAGCGAUAGCGGCGAUAUACUCACCAGCAAUCCAAUUUUCCAACCGUUGACACGUGUCAUCAGCUGAAUUAUCAGUUUUCCCCGGUUCUCAACUCUGUGUUGCCGCCCAGUGACGGCAAUGGACUCCAGUGCUGUGCACACUCGUCGUGGGCGUACGUGCUUGAACCUCCUGAGCUCCAGAUCAUCUUUGGGGCAGAGGCGGACACGAGCAGAAAAAAUCUGCACGAUAUCCGAUGCAAAAUUAGUAGCCUUUAUAAUCAAUAUUGCUCUGACUAAUUAGUAAUACAUACUUCUGUUAAAACAUUACAGUCAUUGCAAUUAAGCAGUGCCGACGAAAAGAACGAGAGAGAA